AUGGAAUAUUUUGAACGAUUUCUAGAACAUACAUCAUCCAACGACCUAAAUGUGGAUGAAUGUUUAAUUACUUAUAAUGGAACUGAAGACUUAAAUAUAUUUUCGAUAUAUAAAGAAUGUUAUCAUUGCUCUGAAUACGAACAUUUCAAAACAUUAUCACAAUCUUCGGCAUUUAUAUACAAAAUAGUGCCCAAUCGAAGAUGGAAAAUACGAUUUGCCACAAAUGAAUCGAUAAUUUGUAACAUAACACCAAAUUUAGGUGAAUUUGGUGAAUAUGAAUUACAAAUUUCAAAUGCUACCAGUUGUCAUUUUAAAACUUUAAAACAGCCAGUCAACAUUUAUUACCCUUUAUUUGCAAUUCCAAUUCUAUUAUUUCUAAGUAUCUUUAUUCCAUUCGCUUAUACAUCACUGAGAGAAUUAUUAAGAAAGAAAGAUUCCGAACCACCAACGAGUGUACAGAAAACUAAAUCGAAACGUGUGACAGCGAUUGAUACAUUUCGAGGAAUAUGUAUAGUUAUGAUGAUUUUUGUAAACGAUGGCGCUGGAGCCUAUCGAUUUUUGGAACAUGCUGUUUGGAAUGGUCUACAAUUUGCUGACGUUAUAUUUCCAUGGUUUAUGUGGAUAAUGGGAUUUUGUAUACCAAUUUCCAUUCAAUCGCAAUUAAAAAAACGUGUUAAUCGUUUUCAGAUAUUUGCUCAAAUCUUACAGCGAUCAAUUACAUUAUUUAUUAUUGGACUUGGACUAAAUACGGUAGCAAGUGGAGCCAAUGUGGAAACAAUUCGUAUUUGUGGUGUAUAUCAACGUUUUGCAGUUUGCUAUUUUGUUGUGGGUGUAAUUAUGGUUAUAUUUACAAGACGUGAUUAUGGUCCGCCAAAAUCAACAUUAGCCGAGACAUGUGAAGAUAUUCUAAAAAUUUUGCCACAAUGGAUUGUUAUUGGUAUUUUGGUCGCCGUACAUACGUGCGUCAUUUUUCUGAUUGAAUUUCCAGGAUGCCCCAAAGGAUAUUUAGGGCCUGGUGGAUUUCAUGAGAAUGGUGAAUACUUUAAUUGCACCGGUGGUAUAACUAGAUACAUUGAUGAAUUCCUCUUAGGAAAAGAUCAUAUGUAUCAAUGGCCAGAAAUAAUAACGAUCUAUAAAGCUCCUACCUUUGAUCCAGAAAAUAUUCUGGGAUGCUUAACAUCAAUAUUCCAAGUUUUUCUGGGUGUCCAAGCAGGAGUUACCUUACGUACUCAUAAAUCAAAAUAUGGUCGUAUUAAUCGAUGGAUAAUAUGGGGAGUAAUAACUGGUAUUGUGGGUGGAAUUUUAUGUCAAUUCAAAAUUGAAGAUGGGUGGAUUCCAAUUAAUAAAAAUUUAUGGUCGUUAUCAUUUGUACUUGUUACAUCUUCGCUGGCGUACUUCCUAUUUGCAUUUUGCUAUUACUUAAUUGAUGUGCUCAAAUUAUGGUCUGGUCGACCAUUUUUAUAUCCAGGUACAAAUGUGACGAUAAUAUUUGUGGGUCAUAUGGUUUGCUAUCAAAUGUUUCCAUUUCAUUUUUCAUUCAGUGGAAUGAAUACACAUUUUAUUUUGCUUCUUGAAAAUUUAUGGUCAACAAUCAUUUGGGUUAUUAUCGCAUACUGUUUGUGGAGAAAUGAAUUUUUCUUAUCCAUUUAAAAGUUUGAAAAUUUAUAUUUUACCCAUUGCUCAGAACUAAGUCUUCCAAAUAUGUAAAAGCUAUUUAACAGCAAAAACAAAAAUCGAAGACCAAAACGAACGAUAAAUUAAAACUAAAUCUUUCACAAUGUGUAAGAAAUUUUUCCUAUAUGCCAAAACACGUCGCCGUUUAAGAA
Chrysoperla carnea is the source of this 1826-nucleotide messenger RNA. RefSeq names its product heparan-alpha-glucosaminide N-acetyltransferase (gene Hgsnat). The transcript is spliced from 9 exons. Bases 1 to 1650 code for a protein of 549 amino acids. Lineage: Eukaryota; Metazoa; Arthropoda; Insecta; Neuroptera; Chrysopidae. The record is from RefSeq and is a predicted model, not a curated record.